AUGGCCAUUCUUAGAUCCAGUCUGUAUGACUUCUUCAUUGAGAAGUGUCCAGCUACAGAAAGGUUGGGUCAGUGUAAGUUCCUGCCAAGGUAUCCUUUUGCUAAGCCUAAAAUUCAGAGUGAUCAGUCUGAGUUUGCUGUUGGGACAUCUUGGGAAUAUGAAUGCCUUCCUGGGUUUAUCAAGAGUUCAUUCUUUACCACCUGCCUAGAGACUUCCGAGUGGUCAGAUGCUCAGCAGUUUUGUAAACGUAAAUCAUGUAUGAGUCCUAGAGAACUCCUCCAUGGCUCUGUCCACACACCCAUGGGUAUCGUGUUUGGGUCAACAAUUACAUAUUCUUGUGAUGAAGGAUAUCGACUCAUUGGUGACUCAUCUGCUACAUGUAUUAUCUCAGACAAUAUUGUAACCUGGGAUAGCGACAUGCCUUUUUGUGAAAUUAUUCCUUGUGAGUCACCCCCAGCCAUCUCCAAUGGGGACUUCUACAGCAGCAGUAGAGAGCACUUUUACUAUGGAAUGGUGGUGACUUAUGAGUGCCAUAUUGGACAGAAUGGGAAAAAGCUGUUUGACCUCGUGGGUGAGCCGUCAAUAUAUUGCACCAGCAAAGACAAUCGCAUUGGCAUCUGGAGCAGCCCUCCCCCUCAGUGUAUUACUGUAGUCAAAUGCCCAGUUCCAGAAGUUGAAAAUGGGAUCAUGGAAUCUGGAUUUAGACGUUCAUUUUCCUUAAAUGAUACUGUCAUGUUUAAGUGUAAGCCUGGCUUUACCAUGAAAGGCAGCAACAUAGCAUGGUGCCAGCCAAACAGCAAAUGGAAUCCUCCACUGCCAAAGUGCUUCAAGGGGUGUCUUCUACCUCCAGAUAUCGCCAAUGGUAGUUAUAGCAAAAUGGAUAAGGAAUUCUUUCAAAUUGGACAGAAAGUGUCCUACAGCUGUGAGCCUGGCUACACUCUCAUUGGAACUAACCCUGUGCAGUGUACAUCCUUGGGAACCUGGAGCCCUACAGCCCCCAGAUGUGAAGCGAAAUCAUGCGAUGCCAUUCCAAACCAACUUCUCAACGGCCGUGUGGUGGCUCCUCCUAGUCUCCGGCUUGGGGCAGAGGUUUCAUUUGUUUGUGAUAAGGGGUACCGGUUAAAUGGCAAAUCUUCUAGUCAGUGUGUCGUAGAAGGAAUGAAAGUACUCUGGAAUAAUAAGUUUCCUGUCUGUGAACGUGAGUAG
Equus quagga is the source of this 1206-nucleotide messenger RNA. Its product is annotated as complement component receptor 1-like protein. The transcript is spliced from 8 exons. NCBI's taxonomy places the organism in Eukaryota, Metazoa, Chordata, Mammalia, Perissodactyla, Equidae. The coding region runs from base 1 to 1206 and encodes 401 amino acids. The record is from RefSeq and is a predicted model, not a curated record.